CUUCUUCUUCUCUAGCUCUCUCCUUCAUUGCUAGCAGAGCUAUGGAGACCAAUUUAAAAUCUAGGGUUGGGGCUCUUCCAAUUUCCCCAACCACUCCUCUACAAACCCAUAAAUCCCUACUCACUCCCCUCCUCCUCCUCCUCUUCUUCUUCUUCAUCAAUUUCACCCCCACAGCUUCAACCCUGAACCAAAUCCCCAAUCUUGAUCAACUAUACUCCAGACACUGCAACGACGUCGUUCCCAAAUCGGAGACGCACCCCAAGUGGUUCCUCACCACCCUCUCCAGCCAAGACCUCGGAUUCCACAGCAGUUACUUCACCGGCGGCGAUCGGCUUUUCAAUCAGAGCUCCGGCGGCCGCAAAGCUCUCAUCUUCCGGCCCAACUACGUAGCUCGAACCCUAGCCGAUGGAAUUUUCCAUGUCAAAGGAAGUAUGGAUCUUCAAUCUCUUCUGGGCUAUUCGACUCGCCGGAAUCUGAAGUUGGUUAAGCCCAGAAUUCCGGUCCGGCGGGGCGUAGUGAGGUUUAGGCUUGAUGGGUAUUAUUCAGAAUCGUCAAAGAAGCUGUGUAUGAUUGGGAAAGUUAUGUCCAUGUAUAAUGCAGGUAAGUUUGAGGCUAGUGUUGUUCUUAAGCUUAAUUAUCCGAAAUGGUCUAGUGUUUAUGAUAGUUUGAUUACUGGGAGUUUAGAGAGCGUUGUUAUUGCUGAGGGCGAUGAUGGUAAGAAUUAUUUUGAUCCCGUUUUGAUGUUGGGUUUGUCUGUGAAACGUAAUUAUGAGUAUACAUUUGUUGGGAAAGAUAGGCUGAGUAGUUUUCCGAGUAGUGUUGAUAGAGGAGAGAGUAUAGCUUUGGAGAAUUUGAAUGAUUCGAGACGUGAUUUGUGUAGGUUGCUUGGCAACCGUCUUGAGAGAUAUGAAUUGGUGUAUGGGAGUGAGUGUGGGGGUGUGAAUUGCAAUCCUGUUGGUGGGGAUGUUGGAUAUGUACCUGGCUCGUUGGUUUUUUAUGGGACUCGGUGUACAGAAGGGAGGAAAGUGCAGAUGUUGUUGGGGUUUUCCAACUCCAGUGUAGAUGAAUACAUAAGAUUUCCAUUUGUGCCUAGCACGACGUUCAUUGCUGAAGGGGAAUGGGAUGAGAAGGGGAAUCGUCUAUGCGCGGUUGCGUGUAGGAUUUUGAAUUUUACAGAAUCUUUGACUAGUGCUCGUGUUGGAGACUGCUCAACUAAACUCAGCUUGAGAUUUCCAGUAAAGUUGUCUUUACAAAAUAGGUCUGCUGUUGUGGGGCAAAUUUGGAGCGACAAAAAAGCGAGUGAUCCAGGUUACUUCAGUAAAAUUGGGUUCCAAGGUUUGUCGGGAUGGUUAGUGAAACUCUUAGGAUACAAAUAUGAAUAUUCUGUGAACGACAACCUGAGAAAAACAUGUGCGGAAAAGAGGGCUGGGAGAGGCAAAGGAAAGCGAUAUCCUGAGGAGUAUUCAUCAGAUCUGAAAUUUGACAUGAGAGUGAGCAACAGCAAAGGACAAGUUGCAUGGGGUUAUUCAUCCCCGUUAUUUGUUGAUGAUGACCGGAUUUAUGGACGCCGGUUUUGGGAUAAACCACAGGAAACAGAAGUACCAAGUCGUCGGAAGAAAAGCCAUAGCAGUCCGAUGAACAUUACCUAUAAGUUGAGCUUCACACGUGGUGUUCAAUUUUUUCAUGAUGUCUUCCCAUCUAAAGCAGAACUAGCUGCUGAAGGAAUAUAUGAUAGAGAUUAUGGAAACCUAUGCAUGAUAGGAUGUAGGCAUGUACCAUCCAAGGAACAAAAUUCGAUUAAAAAGGAUAUGUUAGACUGUUCUGUUAAAAUUGAUGUACACUUUCCUCCAUUGGAUACCAAGGAUGGCCAGAAUGUCAAGGGAACUAUUGAAAGCACGAGGAAUAAGUCAGACCCUCUUUAUUUUGAACGUAUUGACUUCUCUUCGACUUCAAUUUACCAUAAUCAAGCUGCUGCAUCCAUUACGAGAAUUGAUUUUGAGAUUGUUAUGGUUUUGAUUUCCAAUACACUUGCAUGUGCUUUUGUCGGAUGGCAGCUCUAUUUUGUGAAGAAAAACCCAGAUGUGCUCCCAUUCACUUCAAUUGUCAUGCUCAUUGUUCUUACUCUGGGAUACGUGAUUCCUCUUCUGUUCAACUUUGAAGCAAUGCUUGCACCAAACCAAAGCAAGCAGAGUACUUUUCUUGGGAUUGGUGGAUGGCUUCAGGUUAAUGAAGUAAUGGUCAGGGUGAUAAUGUUGGUAACUUUCAUUUUGCAGCUGCUUCUUGUCCAACUGACCUGGUCAUCGAGACAAGGUGAUAAUAGCCAGAAGAGCUUGAUGGAUUCUGAGAGGAAGGUUCUUUAUGCCACCUUACUAUUGUACAUAGCUGGUGCACUGAUUACUUGCUCUGUCCACCAGUGGAUGAGUACUCACCAGACCUCAUACAGGCCAUUUCAUCGCAAGCUUCGGCGAGUGGCUAACCUAUGGCAUCUUGUUCACCCGCAACGCUCUCUCUGGGACGACCUCAAGUCUUAUGCUGGAUUCAUCCUGGACGGUUUUCUACUCCCGCAAAUAUUGUUCAACUUAUUCAUCAAUUCAGGUGAAAAGGCUCUGUCCUGUGCCUUUUACUUUGGAACCACCAUGAUUCGUCUGCUGCCUCAUGCUUAUGAUCUGUACAGAGCUCGCGCUUACACAUGGUUACUUGCUUUCUCAUAUAUUUAUGGAAACCCCAAAACCGAUUUUUUCUCCACUGCCUGGAACAUAAUCAUACCCUGUUGUUGUCUGCUGCUUGCUGCCAUUAUUUUCUUGCAGCAAAGGUUUGGCGGCCGUUGCAUCCUUCCCAAAAUAUUUGGGCAUUCCACUGUAUAUGAAAAGGUCCCUGUCAUCAGCAAUGAGGAAUUGUGAGGGAAUACCUUGAAAUAAUUUUUUGAUAAUUGAAUUUAUUCAUAUACCAUUCAAUUUUUAGUCAAAGAUCUAGUACUUUCUCCA
Molecule: messenger RNA, 2984 nt
Organism: Rosa rugosa (rugosa rose)
Lineage: Eukaryota; Viridiplantae; Streptophyta; Magnoliopsida; Rosales; Rosaceae
Exons: 1
Coding region: 42-2900 (952 amino acids)
Cellular component (GO): intracellular membrane-bounded organelle
Source: RefSeq, a predicted model, not a curated record